Molecule: messenger RNA, 1260 nt
Organism: Polyodon spathula (Mississippi paddlefish)
Lineage: Eukaryota; Metazoa; Chordata; Actinopteri; Acipenseriformes; Polyodontidae
Product: collagen alpha-3(VI) chain-like
Exons: 3
Source: RefSeq, a predicted model, not a curated record
AUGGAUGUGGAGGAAAAUAAAGAUCGAGUUGCUGUGGUGCAGUACAGUAAUGAUGCAGCAGCAAAUUUCUACCUGAAUACAUAUUCAACCAAGGAUGAUGUCCUUAAUACCAUCAAAGGCUUGAGACAUAAAGGUGGAAGACCCCUCAACACUGGGGCAGCUCUCCAGUUUGUUAUGGACAAUGUCUUUACUGCUUCUUCUGGUAGCAGGCGUCUUGAGGGUGUUCCACAGGUUUUAAUUCUGCUGACUGGUGGACGUUCCAGAGAUGAUGUUGGGGCUUCAGCAACUGCCUUAAAAGGUCUUGGGGUUGUGCCGUUUGGUAUCGGAACAAGGACUGCAGAUAUUAGGGAGUUGCAAACAAUUUCAUACUACCCUACUUUUGCUCUUUCUGUUUCUGACUUCUCUGACCUUCCAAACAUCCAGCAGCAACUUCUAUCCUCUGUGACAAAAAUUUCCAGAGAGAUAACAACAGAGACACCAUCAAUCAUAGUUGACAAAGAAGGUGCCAAAAGGGAUGUUGUGUUUCUACUUGAUGGUUCUGAUGAUACUAGGAAUGGAUUCCCAGCAAUCCGUGAUUUUGUUCGAAGAGUAGUGGAGAAUAUGGAUGUGGAGGAAAAUAAAGAUCGAGUUGCUGUGGUGCAGUACAGUAAUGAUGCAGCUGCAGCUUUCUACCUGAAUACAUAUUCAUCCAAGGAAGAUGUCCUUAAUACCAUCAGAGGCCUGAGACAUAAAGGUGGAAGACCCCUCAACACUGGAGCAGCUCUCCAGUUUGUUAUGGACAAUGUCUUUACAGCUUCCUCUGGUAGCAGACGUCUUGAGGGUGUUCCACAGGUUUUAAUUCUGCUGAGUGGUGGAAGGUCCAGAGAUGAUGUUGGGCCUUCAGCAACUGCCCUAAAAGGGCUUGGGGUUGUGCCGUUUGGUAUCGGAACAAGGACUGCAGAUAUUAGGGAGUUGCAAACAAUUUCAUACUACCCUACUUUUGCUCUUUCUGUUUCUGACUUCUCUGACCUUCCAAACAUCCAGCAGCAACUUCUAUCCUCCGUGACAAAAAUUUCCAGAGAGAUAACAACAGAGACACCAUCAAUCAUAGUUGACAAAGAAGGUGCCAAAAGGGAUGUUGUGUUUCUACUUGAUGGUUCUGAUGAUACUAGGAAUGGAUUCCCAGCAAUCCGUGAUUUUGUUCGAAGAGUAGUGGAGAACAUGGAUGUGGAGGAAAACAAAGAUCGAGUUGCUGUGGUCCAGUACAGUAACGAUGCAGCA